UCUCGAAUCUCGCGUGGUGAUCAGUGGCGGUGCCGGCGCAAGGUACAAGGUUAUCUGAGAUUAUCACACGUUCGUUCCCGCAUUCGGCAAUCGACAUUCGCCUUCCGCGCACCGGCUCGAGCAUAACGCACCUUCGCAUCAUGUCUGGCAAGCCUCCGUACAAAAUCGCUGACCUCUCCUUGGCGGAAUGGGGUCGUAAAGAAAUUACUCUGGCAGAAAACGAGAUGCCAGGGCUUAUGGCAAUUAGGAAGAAAUAUGGACCAUCGAAGGUAUUGAAGGGUGCAAAGAUUGCCGGUUGUCUUCAUAUGACUGUACAAACUGCAGUGCUGAUCGAAACCCUGGUGGAGCUCGGUGCAGAGGUGCAAUGGUCAUCUUGUAACAUAUUCAGCACGCAAGAUCACGCGGCGGCGGCGAUAGCAAAGACUGGAGUGCCAGUGUACGCGUGGAAGGGCGAAACCGACGAGGAAUACAUUUGGUGCAUCGAGCAGACCCUUGUGUUCCGAGAUGGUAAACCGUUUAAUUUGAUCCUCGAUGAUGGCGGCGACCUCACCAACCUCGUGCAUACCAAAUAUCCUCAAUAUCUCAAGGAAUGUCGCGGCAUAUCCGAGGAGACCACCACUGGAGUACAUAAUCUCUACCGUAUGAUGAAAGAGGGUACACUCAAAGUGCCAGCGAUAAACGUCAACGAUUCCGUCACGAAGAGUAAAUUCGACAAUUUAUAUGGAUGCAGGGAAUCCCUGAUAGAUGGUAUCAAGAGAGCGACCGAUAUCAUGAUCGCUGGUAAAGUAUGCGUAGUAGCCGGAUAUGGAGACGUGGGUAAAGGAUGCGCGCAAAGUCUCAGAGCCCUCGGGGGUCGCGUUAUCAUCACAGAGAUCGAUCCCAUCAAUGCGCUUCAAGCAGCUAUGGAAGGAUACGAGGUAACGACGAUGGAAGAGGCGAGCACGAAGGGUCAGAUAUAUGUAACUACUACGGGAUGCAAGGACAUCAUCGUAGACCGGCACUUUAUGAAUAUGCCGAAUGACGCUAUCGUCAGUAACAUAGGACACUUUGAUUGUGAAAUAGACGUCGCGUGGCUGGAGAAAAACGCUGAGAAGACCAAUAUAAAACCUCAAGUGGACAGAUACCUAUUGAAGAACGGCAGGCACAUUAUUCUUCUCGCGGAGGGUCGUUUGGUAAAUUUGGGUUGCGCAAGGGGCCACCCGAGCUUUGUCAUGAGCAACUCAUUUACGAAUCAAGUACUCGCGCAAAUCGAACUCUGGACACAAUCAGACAAGUAUAAGAUUGGUGUAUAUAUGUUGCCUAAGAAACUGGACGAAGAAGUCGCGGCGUUACAUCUAAAUCACUUGGGUGUAAAAUUAACGACUCUCACGUCAGAACAAGCCAAGUAUUUGGAUUUGCCUGUGGAAGGACCUUACAAGGCCGAUUAUUAUCGAUACUAAUUUGAGGUGUAAAAAUUUGCAAUAAGUCAGUUAAAUUGUUCUUAUUGUAAUUAUGCAAUUGUUUUAUAGCAUUUAAUUAAAAAAAGUUUUUUAAUUUU
This is a messenger RNA of Monomorium pharaonis (pharaoh ant), 1537 nucleotides long. RefSeq names its product adenosylhomocysteinase (gene Ahcy). Gene Ontology annotation, cellular component: cytosol. The transcript has 6 exons. Lineage: Eukaryota; Metazoa; Arthropoda; Insecta; Hymenoptera; Formicidae. The record is from RefSeq and is a predicted model, not a curated record. Gene Ontology annotation, biological process: L-methionine cycle. Gene Ontology annotation, molecular function: adenosylhomocysteinase activity. Bases 141 to 1439 code for a protein of 432 amino acids.